GUGGUGAAAAUUCCAGCAGAUGAUGUGAUGUACACGGAGGUUGGUGGAGUGAAAGUCAAUAACUUUGGGCUGUCUUCCUCUCUCCAAGAGCACAAAUUGCUGAGUACUGGCCCGACUGAACCAUGGUCAAUCCGCGAGAAGCUUUGUUUAGCGUCUUCAGUGAUGCGGAGUGGAGACCAAAACUGGGUAUCGGUUAGCAGAGCAAUCAAACCCUUUGCAGAACCUGGACGUGCACCAGAUUGGUUUUCACAAAAGCAUUGUGCAUCCCAAUAUUCAGAGCUGUUGGAGACAACAGAGACUCCCAAACGGAAGCGUGGUGAGAAAGGAGAAGUUGUGGAAACUGUGGAGGACGUAAUUGUUCGUAAGCUCACAGCUGAACGAAUUGAUGAGUUGAAGAAACUUAUUAAGGAGACUCAGGAGAAAUACAGAAAGGUGAAGAGAGAAGCAGAGCUGAUCCAAUCUGGUCAUGGAGAUAGUAAACUUCAGGAAACAUGGAGUGAUAUUGUUGCAAGGAAGAAACAGGAAGAAGAGGAGGCUGAGAUGAAAAGGCGCGCAACAGAAAGUGCUUUUCAGGCCCGCCAAGCAGCAAAAAAUGCACCCAAAAGACUGAUGAGCCUGCCGAUCCGGUCCCCACUAGAAUCAAAUUCUCCAGGAAUAGACUACUCGACUACAGAUACACCACAGGCGAGUGAGGAGAGUCACAAUAGUCUGGUGUCGAUGAACAUUGGAAGCACAUCAACUAUUCCAGUGAUCUCAGCCCCUGAGACACCCGUCACCUCCACGAAUCUUGAAACUCCAGUGCUGGAGGAUUCUCCUCAGAAAAAGUUAUUGGGACAGAAAGCCACACCUCCACCCUCUCCACUGCUGUCUGAACUCCUGAAAAAAGGGAGUCUCCUGCCUACAAGUCCAAGGCUUGUCAGUGAAGCUGAGCUCCAGGUGAAUUCUAGUCAUGUUGCUAGUCCGAAUGUGCAUGUUGAAAUGGGAGCAGGUGUAUCAACGCUGCAUGUUCCCGAGCUACAAUCCAAUGUACCAGUGUCCCCAGCGCCUACAGUUGAAGAAACCACCAUUUGUGUUCAGGUAGAGAGCUGUGAGGAGCAGCCGUCACUAUCAGUUUCUGGAGAUCUGGCUGGCUUCUCUGUGUUAAUUGACUCUGGCGAAAGCAAGUGUCUGCCAGGUGGCAGUUUGCAGAUUGCAAGACCAAGAGAGGGCAUUGCAGAUCAGCAUCGAUCAAAGCAGCUUGAAGACACCGAAGAUACUAGGGUCUCUGAUUAUACAGAUGUACUGAACUUGGGAAAUCAGGCAGAUAUCCUAGCAAUCAUUGAAGAGAAGGUGGAGGAAGCAGCAGAACUGAUAAAUCUUCCCCCUGAUGAUAUUGGAGAGCAGCUAGCUGCCACUGAAGGAAAUGCUGUCUCCCUGUUUCGAGCAGAACAGACAAUAAAGGAGGAAGCUGAAGAGGUCCAGCAGCAGACUCAUAAAUCUGAGCACCGAUCCAGUGAUGAAUCUCAAAUGUUGGCUGGUUUGGGAACUGAGGAAAAACUGACUUUCAAAGCAAUUAAGCAAGAGUUGCCAGAAAAAGUGAAGGUAGAGCAAGAACAGGAAGAAGAGUCAAAUUCAGGUCAUGCACAACAUAUACUGAGUGUUGGAAAAACAACAAGUUCCCCAGAUGGUGGACUGCAUACAGAGACACUUGGAUUGGAGCAUUGUUUACCUCGGAGCAUCAUGCGAAGUAAAAGCACAUCUGAGGAGCCGUCACAUCCAUCGCCCUGGAGCACUGCACGCAGCAAAAGUACUUCAGAGGAAAUUGGACAACUUUCUCCCAGGAUCACUAUUCAGAACAAAAGUGGCUCUGAUGAUGUGGGGCAGUCUGAAAUUAUAGAAUCCACAAAGGAAGAGAGUGGAGUAGUUGUAAAGGGUCAAAUCAAGCUGCAAGAGAUGCUUGUUCCAAAAGAGGAGGAUGGAGCCAGUGAAGCUGCUAGUAUGGAUGAGGCCAGGGAAGAGGAACCGAAUGAGAUCUAUAUGUCAGAAACCGAUAAUGAGCCACCUGUCAGUGAAAGUGAUGAUGGCUUCAGUAUUCAUAAUGCACAUUUGCAGUCUUCAGUCCUUGCUGAUUCAAUACCCAGCAGCCCUGCUUCCUCACAAUUUUCCGUUUGUAGUGAAGAUCAGGAAGCUAUUCAAGCUCAGAAAAUCUGGAAAAAAGCUAUUAUGCUGGUGUGGAGAGCAGCUGCCAAUCACAGAUAUGCUAAUGUAUUCCUUCAGCCAGUGACAGAUGAUAUUGCCCCAGGAUAUCAUAGCAUUGUACACAGACCGAUGGAUUUAUCUACAAUAAAGAAAAAUAUUGAGACUGGUUUAAUCCGCACAACAGCAGAGUUUCAGCGAGACAUAAUGCUUAUGUUCCAGAAUGCAGUAAUGUAUAAUAGCUCUGACCAUGAUGUGUAUCACAUGGCAUUAGAAAUGCAAAGAGAUGUCUUGGAGCAAAUUCAGCAAUUCCUAGCCACACAGUUAAUAAUGCAAACGUCCGAGUCCGGAAUCAGUGCUAAGAGCUUGCGUGGGCGUGACUCAACUCGAAAGCAGGAUUCUGCAGAGAAGGACAGUGUCCCCAUGGGUUCUCCCGCCUUCCUUCUAUCUCUCUUUGAUGGUGGUACAAGAGGACGUCGCUGUGCUAUUGAAGCAGAUAUGAAAAUGAAGAAAUGACCGUCUCCUGUAAGACUUGAACAUGUGAAAUGUUUGGCACUGUGUGUAAAGAUCAAUGAAGCUGUAUUGUCUUCAUCAGCAUUGAUAAUUAUAUUGUACAGCCUUGUUUCUAGUGUACAGCCUUUGUUCUGAGAACAAUGUAUGAGCUUAAUAAAAUUAUUUUAACAAUCUAA
Hemiscyllium ocellatum (epaulette shark) is the source of this 2864-nucleotide messenger RNA. Its product is annotated as bromodomain-containing protein 8-like. The transcript is spliced from 21 exons. Gene Ontology annotation, cellular component: NuA4 histone acetyltransferase complex. Lineage: Eukaryota; Metazoa; Chordata; Chondrichthyes; Orectolobiformes; Hemiscylliidae. Gene Ontology annotation, molecular function: protein binding. The coding region runs from base 28 to 2691 and encodes 887 amino acids. The record is from RefSeq and is a predicted model, not a curated record.